ACACCUGAUUCAGGUGCGGAGAGGGAAGUUCCUCUUGUUCUACGGAUCACGUGCCCAGGAGGGGAGGAGGCGGUGCCGUCGUUGUCGUUUUCCCAGGGGAACGAUCGCUCCGUCCGAAGCAGCUCCGGGAUCGGGAAGGGCCUGGUGGGGGACACAGUAGCCAGCCUGAUGAACGGAAGGAGGAGCAAGGCAAAUGACUGAGAUCAGUGUUCAGAUCAGUGAUACUCUCAUAACAUAUUAGAUCUUGGAAACCAAGCUUUUAACUUUGCCAUCAUACAUAGCCAGGGUUUAUACCCACUGAGGAUCUGGCUGAGGCAUUCUGGAGGUAGCUGCAGGGCAAAGUGAGUGUAUUGCCUGAUUACCAGUCUUCCUUCCUUCCUCGGGAAGAGGCAGUGGAGACCUCUGCUUCCCCCUGCCCCUCUCUUGGCUGGGGAGGAGGGUGAUGGCUCGCUCGGGACAGUUUGGAUUACUUCUGGCAGUGUCUCUUCAGUCUCUCUUACAGCCUGCUUUCUGUCAAGACAGCACUACAGUAAACCCCACCUCAUCCUCUUCUUCAAAUCGCCUUUCGCCGUCAGAGCUGGCAGCUGCCAUAGCUGUGCCAUGUGUUUUUGGGGGGCUCCUGCUGAUUGGCCUCUUGGUUUUCAUGGGACUCAAAGUCCGGGAGAAGCGCCAGACAGAAGGAACCUACCGGCCCAGCAAUGAGGAGCAGGUGGGUGCCCGUGUGGAAACUAACGCCAACCUCAAGCUGCCCCCAGAAGAGCGACUCAUCUGAGCUAGGGGGCAAGAGCUCUGCUGUCAGGUCCCAGCUUGGAAGGAGCCACUCGGCAUGCUGAACUUCAUAAAAACUAAAGUAAAACUGGAGCUGCUGCUGCUGUUGUUGGGCUUGAGGUUUCCCGGCAAGCUUCUAAGUAUUCCAUGCAGGCUGGAUGUGAAUGACUGUAAAUGGGAGAGGUCCCAAAUGGUGUGAAAGGGGCUUCUGAGGAACCACUGGAGCUGAUACCUGCCCACUGCUGGGAAGGCUAGAGACAGGCAGUUCAAAGCAAGAUUGGACCUUGCCUCUCUGUGUGCAUAGAAGAGAAAGGGCUUCCCACGCACAUACCAACUGCACAGUAUUGGCUCUCUCUUUGUGCUCUCCAAAAGAAUGAACUCAUUUUCCUACAAGUGGGAAUUCAUGAGAUUGCCACUGAAGCUGAAUAGGAAAGGGUGGGCAGAGAGGAAGAGGCUGCUCUUGGGUCUUGCCAUGUGAGACCUAAGGCAGGUCUGCCUUUUAAUUUUUUUUUUAAAGAAAGUGUAUUGCACUAUUUAAUAAAAACAAAUCUCCCUUC
Messenger RNA from Rhineura floridana, 1325 nucleotides. RefSeq names its product crumbs cell polarity complex component 3 (gene CRB3). NCBI's taxonomy places the organism in Eukaryota, Metazoa, Chordata, Lepidosauria, Squamata, Rhineuridae. The record is from RefSeq and is a predicted model, not a curated record. The coding region runs from base 443 to 772 and encodes 109 amino acids. The transcript has 5 exons.